Messenger RNA from Catharus ustulatus (Swainson's thrush), 2288 nucleotides. It is a transcript of the gene GINS3, whose product is annotated as GINS complex subunit 3. NCBI's taxonomy places the organism in Eukaryota, Metazoa, Chordata, Aves, Passeriformes, Turdidae. The transcript has 3 exons. The record is from RefSeq and is a predicted model, not a curated record. The coding region runs from base 36 to 674 and encodes 212 amino acids. Gene Ontology annotation, cellular component: GINS complex. Gene Ontology annotation, biological process: mitotic DNA replication initiation.
GCGCCUCACGGGCUGGCGGGAGCCGCGGCCCGGCCAUGGCCGAGGCGUAUUUCCCGGUGGGGCCCGGGCUGGGCAUGGAGGAGAAUUUCCUCUCGCUGGACGAUAUCCUGAUGUCGCAGGAGAAGCUGCCGGGGCGCGCCGAGAGUGCGCUGCCGCGCCUGGCCGUGCUGAUGGGGCAGGGCGCGGGCAGCGCCGAGUCCAUCCCGGAGGGAUCAAAGCUGGAGAUCCCCCUGUGGCUUGCUAAGGGGCUACAUGACAGCAAGAGGAGAAUCAUCUCUGUGGAACUGCCAAAGAUUUUCAGGGAAGCCUGGAGGACAGUGUUCAGUGCUGAUGCCAAUGUGGUUGAUCUGCAUAAAAUGGGGCCCUACUACUAUGGAUUUGGCUCACAGCUCCUGAAUUUUGAGAAUCCAGAGAAUCCUGAGAUAGCUCAGACUAUCCUGCAGACGUUCAUUGCCCGUUUCCGCCGCAUCAUGGACUCCUCGCAGAACGCCUACAACGAGGACACGUCUGCGCUGGUGGCUCGCCUGGAUGAGCUGGAAAGAGCUCUCUUUCAAGUGGGCCAGAAAGGGCUGAAUGACUUCCAGUGCUGGGAAAAGGGACAGGCUUCUCAAAUCACAGCUUCCAGUCUGGUGCAGAACUAUGGGAAAAGAAAGCUUGCAGAAGUGGAUGGUUAAAAACCUGAAGAACGUGAAGUUAUAGUGGGGGACACAGAUUUCAGCCUGUUGUAGAAGAAAAAUGAAUCAAUUUAGGGAAGGACAGGCUCCCUGUCCAUUAAUGGGAAUUCUUCUCUGUAACAGCUUUGGAUAAGACUAGUGAAAAUUUUAAAGGCAGAGGACAAGGGUAUAAAAACUAGAUCACACCACUGAACAGCCUUACACCUCUCUCAUAGCACUCCUGAGGAGCUGCAACUGAAGUGUUUGCUAGGUGGCUGAGAGACUGAGAGGAUUUUCUGAAAGGGUAAUAAAUACUAAUUAUGGCUCUGAAUUGAUAUUUACAGUACCAGAUCUGGAAGGAAGUGUAAUUUAUGUAUUUCAUCUUGUUCUUCCCAUCCGAGCCCCUGAAAACAGCUGUUGAUUCUAUGAACAGCUGUUUCCAGGUUCCCUGUUCUUUAGAGAGACCCAAUGAUGUGGAAAAAAUGUGAUACAGCAAUAAUUUUUUUUCAUUUCUUACACACUGAGGUGGAACAGGUGCUCUCUGUGAGGCAGGAAUGUUUUUCUUCCCUGACUCCUGUACACAGUGCCAGUGCCCUGGAGAGAAAUACUUCCUCAAACCCACACAGCAAGUGGCUGCACACAUCUGGUGCUGCCUUGUCCUCUCUCUCCCUUUUUGGCCCUUGUGACCUUGGUGCUGGGCAGUAAAGAGCGUUCUUGUUUGAUGCCUGUGGCUUUUGUGCUGGAUGUGUCUCUCUGAUGGGUGUUCUACAGAGGAGGAAACAGAAGGCAGCAAAGAAUAAAGUCUGGAUCAGAUCAAAAGCAGAAACUUUAAUGGAAACUCUGCCCCAUUAUCAGCCUUUGAGAUAUUUGUUUCUCCAUGAGAAAUUCUACUGAUUUCUAAAUUUGGUGAGUAGAAGGGACAGAACAAAUGAACUGAGUUUCCUUCCUUCUGAUCCAUCCAAAUGAAUCUAGGAAUAUGAUUCUGGUAAAUGUCAUCCUUGCCAGUAGCAGUGACAGGAUUUGGGACUUGCUAAACAGCACAGUGGUUAUCACCCCAUAUGGAUGCCCUUAAACCUGGAUCAUCUCAAGUCCCCUUGGACUGGAGACAGAAGACAUGGUUAUCUCUGUAGUUCUGCAGUCAUCAGGAUGGUUGUCCUUUGGGAGCAGUAUUAGACAUGCAGGUGCUUCUGAAGGAGAGCCUUGAGGAGAACCUAAGCAGAGGAGCUGCAUCCUGAUGCUGCCGAGCACUUCCACUUCUGUGGGAAUCUCUGGGAGGUGACAGCAAGAUCCAAGUCUCAAAGGAGCUGUUACUGGACUUGCAGAUGCACCUGGACAUUGGAUGCUUCAAACAAGACCUGGAGCACAAAGGGCCAUUCCAUGGCCAGAGGUGUUCAGGCUCAGUCUGUGGAGGUGCUGAGAGGGGACAGUGUUAUGUCUUGGUGCCUCCCCCUCAGCUGCACAGGGCCAGCUGUCCUGCCACAGGAGACUAGCUGGAAGCUUGCCUGACAAUGUAUUUUAAGUAUGUGCAAGAUGAAGUGCUGCUGCACUUAAUGACUUAAUGGCACAUAAUGGCUUAUGCAUUUCUCAAUUGUCCAUUUCUGGAUUUUUAUCCUGAAUAAAUGUUCUGUAAGGGAA